AUGUGGUGGACUAAAGUAGGGUUUCUUAAUGUUUCAGACUGUCUCCAUCUCCAGCUGUACAGGGACAGCAAGGACAGAUACAAGCAAGGACAAACCAAGGCGUCCUUAUCUCUUCAGCACUUCCUUGGAGUUCAUUCAGGUUUUACGCUUGACAAAGAGUCCAACACUAUCGCCAUUAUCUGCCAGGAUGUUACUGUGGUCCUCGCAUUUGACACGAGAGAGCGACUCAUCCAGUGGCAAGUGAAGAUUGCCAACAACCUUGGAGAAGAUGAGCAGUUCCUAGUCCAGAUCCAGUCGGCCCCCGCCCGAGGCAAGAUUCCCCCUGGACCAGCCCGCCUCCACAUCCAGGAACGUCAGUUCUGCAUGACCGUGGGCGUCCCACCUCGACUGGUCGGGUAUUGGCAAAUCGGUCAACUGAGGAGGUAUGGUGUUGUCGAAAAUCGCUUCUGCUUCGAGGGAGGCUCACGGUGUGGCCGCGGGGAGGGUCUGUACGUCCUGGUGUCGGAUCAGGGGAAAGACAUCUCCAGAGCUUUCCAGUUGGCUGCCGAAGGUAAACUGUACUCCAGGAAACGUCAUCACACUAAGAAUGCGCUGGACAGCCCAAAGAAGCGAGUCGAGGCGGAUCUGUGCGGGGCAAGCGGCCUGGAGGAUGCCGUGGCCUGGCCUUCAUGCGAGACUCGGCCCGACUGUGACUAUGCUGACACCGCCUCUGUCACCGACACAUCCGAUACCUAUCACCAGGAGACAGGGAUAUGGACGACGGAGACCAGUAUGGAGAGGUGUAUGAGCUGUAUCAGCAAGUUGGGAGCGAUGAGCCGGUCGUCUACCAUGGUUCAAACCCCCGGCUCGGGCUUUACUCCUGCUUGGACCAUGGAAACCAACAACCCCGGUGGAUGUCCGGUUCCUGCAUCAACAUCCUCUGACGAUACUCGCAACACUUCAACAGACAGUUGGUCACAACCCGGGAUGUCCACAGCGAUACCCACGGUAAGUGAGAGAUGCCAAUGUCCUCCGCCAUCAAAGUUUCCCAACCCUCUGUUACCUCUGGAGUCCAACGUCUCUUCUCCACAAAGGAAGAAGCUAAAACCACCAAUGCCUUUACCAUCUUCUUGCACAUGCCAUCAUGUCAGUACUUACGGAGACUAUGACAUACCGAAACCUUUCCAACUUGCGGGGAGGCCGAACAACGAAACAAGUGGUUCGCCCACGGACGAACUGUACGACACACCCAAACAACUGAAGGAAAGAAUGCUGGGAGAAUACGGAAACUAUGAUGUCCCUCAGCCGGCAAACAGCUGCUCUUGUCCCCAACAUGGAAAUACUACUGUCAGGGUGUUGGAGCGAGAGCGAGAUGAGUGGCGCAGAACAGCCUGUCCUUGCCACCGGGUGAUGAGCUGGAUGUCCUUGCCUCUGCCAUAUUGCCGCAGGGGUUACGGCAGAGAGAACACGGCCCCAACACAAAAGGUCAAGCUUAGUGGAGAAGGGAAAAUGCCUAUUGCAAAUUCAAAUUCAUCUAUACCUAUAUACGCCACAAUAGAUAGGUCAAAAAAGACAAAAUGUAGAAUAGCUCAGGCAAUGAGCCAAAAUAGUGACAAUUGCAAUGCAAACCGGUCAGAAAAUAUUGCAGUGACCAGUGAAGAACUAAAACUAGAUGAGGUUAUUCUCAGCACUAAUUACGCUAACAUUGAAAGUACCGGCAAUAAUCUUCCACUAAACACAUUAGACAAGUCUGGUAACACAACUAACUCCCCUAUGUACAUGAACUUUGAGUUUGCUCAGUCACUGGAGUAUUACGAAAACUCCAAAGAUGUGCUCAAGAGAGCUCGGCAGAUCAAUGAUAAGGGAGAACAAACGCAUGAAAGUAAACAACCACAAACCGUUCUCCGAAACGGUGAAAAGUAUUGUGUAAAGUGUGGCCACGCGAGUAAAAGAGAUCCCCAUAAACCACCGGAGAAGCAAGACGACUAUUUGCUAAUGGAACCAUCCGCUAAGGAAGACAGUGGUCAAAUGGUGAAUGGGAAGAAUUCUAACCCAGCUGUAAAGCAUUUCCCUGGCUACUUGCCCAUGCAUCCAGUGCCUUCUACUGGAGGAAUUUCCAAAACAGAGCUUCUAGAAUAUAACUUCUCGUGCAGAAGAAGCUUGCUGUCUGAGAGAGCAGCGAGUUCUCCGAGUCUGUGCGGUCCAGUUGUUGACAGAUCCAAGAAACACGUAGAGACCAACCUCGGCAAUUCCAGAUUUUCAGCUCACAACGUCAACCAUUCUAUUUCGGCCACAAGCAGCCCUUAUUUGCGGCGAAGGUUGUUGAACAGUUUAGGCAACAUCGGAGACGAAGAACCGAGGUACAACAGUGCUCUACUCAGAAAGAGAUCAAACUCUGCGGAUUCAGCAAGGUACUUGGACGAUUUAGAGUCAAUAACGGAGAGGACUGUUUCAUCAUCUCCUACACAAAUAAAUGUUGAAAGCAGUAAGAACACCUCAAUGGACUCUUUAUGUAGCCAGUCUCUGAGUAUUAAAAGACUGAAUGAUGUAUCUUUAAGCAACGGUAGCAGUUUUUCUAACAUUCCUCCUUGUACAGAUGAAACCCAAAAUGUAGAGAAGGAUAUUGAUGAAGUGCCUUAUGAAAAGCCUGAACCUGCAAAACAAGAAAUUGUAGUUGAUGCGAGAUUUUCCGUCAGAGACACCGCAGACCAUCCGGGUUUGACGGUUCAUAUCAGGAGAUCGUCUAGUGUACCGUGCAAAUCUGGUCAUAACCGAGACUCCUCAAGUUCCAACGACUCUGGAGUUUCGAUCGGCUCCCUAAAGCAGAGAGGAUCAGACUUUGCUGAGUUUGAAUUACCUCUGACAACCUCAAUGUCUACUAGAAGACAUCAUCAUGCUCUGAGCCAACAUCUGAAUGCACACCACAUCGACUGUUUUCACGCUUCACUGCCACGGAGGUCAAAAUCAUCUGAUCCACUGCGAGAAUUAUCUUUCCAAUUUCAAGAUAUCAAGAUAACUCCAAAGUCAUCUUCAGCAGAAGCUGAAGUUCCAAUAUGCCUCAUCAAGAAAGACGCAAAAGGCUACCUAAGUCCAGGCAGUGCUAUGCCAUACAUAGACUCCCACAGCACCAGCAGUGGUACCUCUGACAUGUCCGAUUACAUCGAGACUCUCUCCCUCUCCUCCUACAGCUCUUCUGACACUCCUGAAAGCCUUCGGUUCAGCCGCACAGCCGCCACAACAUUGAGACCGCGGUCUGGGAAGGAAUAUCACAAAAUUGACCGAUACUUCUUAGACAGUGACAUGAAGAAGCCUCCCUACAUCCCUAUACCUCCAGUUGUGGAAAACUCCGAAUCUACAAGUUUUCUGGAUACUAAAUAGGGUCACUAAACUUCAGGUGCUGUUUCAUCUCCUGCCACUGCAAUUUUGACUCUUAGUCCUCCAAACGCAAUAAUAAUCAUAGGGUAUUAGGCUAUAAGUAUUGUAGUUAUAUAUUUUUUACCAGGACAAAUAGAGCCAUCCAAUAUUAUACUACACGUUUACAUUUUUGUGCAGUAUGGUUUACAUCUCUACCCUUUGUAAAUAAAUAUACAUUUAUUACAUCACUACACUCGUACACUGCAAUUUUAGUUGUGAAAAAGAAAACUACUAUAACAGGUGCUGCUUUUUUAUCAGGGAAAUAACAAUAGAUCUGUUUUUGUCCAUGGGAAUUAGAACCAAAAUCUAAUAUACACACUACUGUACACAACACUUAGUACAGUACUGUAGUUCCAAAGUUCUAUUUGGUCUAAUAGGGUUAAUUUUUGGGUGCAAAAAUAUUAUUGCAAUUUCGGUGAUGUUCAGUUUUACAAUCGUGUAUUGAGUCUAAAUUUGUAUAAUGCUUUACCCCCCGCGAAGUUUAAUUACGGAUUACCCAUAAAGCAAUUAUUAUCCUACUCCGUAUUUGAGUCCAGCACUACAUAAUCUAAGUAAAUCCCAAAAAAUGUCAAAUGUAAUGAAAUAUUGUUUUUUUUCUUUUAUUGAAUACCAUGUUAUACAAAUAAAACCUGUUUUCCUAGUCUUUUAAUUGUGAAUAAAACAUAUGUAUUAGGAUUGUAUGCCCUCAUUGGUGCAAUAAUAUAUAAUAUUUAAAGUAUUAUUUCAAAUAUUUAGCUCUCAAUAUUCUUGUGUCUGGAGUACAAGAAUGUACAGCAUAAGUAUACCUCACAAUGU
Molecule: messenger RNA, 4188 nt
Organism: Homalodisca vitripennis (glassy-winged sharpshooter)
Lineage: Eukaryota; Metazoa; Arthropoda; Insecta; Hemiptera; Cicadellidae
Exons: 15
Coding region: 1-3357 (1118 amino acids)
Biological process (GO): neuromuscular junction development; positive regulation of protein tyrosine kinase activity
Molecular function (GO): protein kinase binding
Source: RefSeq, a predicted model, not a curated record